AUGAACACACCAGCCCUCCGGGUCCCCACAGGUCUUCCUAACCACAGUCACCGCCGACAGGCCUGCGUCUCCGUCUCGGGCCGCCCCGACGCCCUCGCCGCCUUCCGCGCGUCCCACCACCUCCUGCUCCCGCCGCCGACCACCGUCCGGGCGCGCCGCCUCCUCCCCGCGGCCCACGCGCUCUACCACACCCCCGCGCCCACCGACGCCAAGGCACAGGUCAUGCGCGACCUCGCACGCGCGCGCGUGCGUCUCCCGGACUACGCCGCGCUCCGGCACACGCUGCGCUCGCCUGCGACAGGCGCCGCUGUAGAAGCCCCCACAGCGGCGGCGGCGGCGGCGGCGGGGCGUCAUGCCAGAUGCGCGGCUGCUGGGCACAGGUGCGCGUUUGGCGGCUUUUGA
Molecule: messenger RNA, 402 nt
Organism: Phanerochaete carnosa HHB-10118-sp
Lineage: Eukaryota; Fungi; Basidiomycota; Agaricomycetes; Polyporales; Phanerochaetaceae
Exons: 1
Coding region: 1-402 (133 amino acids)
Source: RefSeq, a predicted model, not a curated record